Molecule: messenger RNA, 784 nt
Organism: Antrostomus carolinensis (chuck-will's-widow)
Lineage: Eukaryota; Metazoa; Chordata; Aves; Caprimulgiformes; Caprimulgidae
Product: meteorin-like protein
Exons: 3
Molecular function (GO): hormone activity
Source: RefSeq, a predicted model, not a curated record
CGGUUUGAGCUGGGAGCCCCGUUCCCGGGCGGUGGAGCAGGUCCAUCUGCGUUGCACCGAGGGCUCCCUGGAAUGGAUGUACCCAGCGCGAGCCCUGCGUGUGGUUCUGGAGCCCAACCUCUCCAGUGCCCAGCACACCACUGUCUGCAUCAAGCCUGCCAGUGACUUCCAGGGUGCCAGCAUCUAUGUGGAACAUGCUGGGCAGCUGCAUCUGGUGGUAAGCGAAGCAGAAGGGGCUCGACCCCACCACGUGUCUUGCUUCAGUGCCCAAGUGCAACGAGUGGCCCUCUUCCUGCAGGCCAGCCCGCAGAGGGACAUCAGCCGCCGGACAGCCAGCUUCCAGUACGAGCUGCUGAGCAACCAGAGCGCUGCUGGCACCGAUUUCAAAAAGAUGGCAGUGGUGGAAGCUAUGUGCCGGCCUUGUGACAAUGUGGAACUUCUUAUGGCCAUUUGCAGCAGUGAUUUUGUGGUGAAAGGAUCUAUCCGAAAUGUUUCCCACGAUUCAGAGAACUACAUGUCACAGGUUGAUGUCAGUGUCCAGAAAGUCUACAGACAGAAAAACAGAAUUUUCCAGCAGGAUGAAGCAAGUGGUGAAUGGCGAGGCCCUAUACGAACCCUGCUGCAAUGCAAGAUGAAGAAGGGAGGUGGAGAUUUCCUUUUCACUGGAAAUGAACAUUUUGGCGAAGCUUGGUUGGGCUGUGCUCCUCGGUUUAAAGAUUUCAUGUUUGUUUACCAGGCUGCCAGAGAAAGAGGAGCCAACCCGUGUGAGUUUCAACUCAGCUGA